Molecule: messenger RNA, 156 nt
Organism: Dentiscutata heterogama
Lineage: Eukaryota; Fungi; Glomeromycota; Glomeromycetes; Diversisporales; Gigasporaceae
Source: the annotation of a GenBank genome assembly
UGGAGAAAAAAUGAAAUCAAAGAAGAUUUGUCAAAAGUUGGUCUUAUAACAGAACUGGAUGAUCUUCAAAGAAAACAAGAAGAAAUCACUAAACUAUAUAUAAAAUUGGAUGCAAUUAAUAAAAUAUCUGGAAAAUUGAUUACUAUUAAAGAGUGA